GUUUUAGGUAAACGAAUUCUUAACAGCUGCAAUGGUUUCGUACAAAGAGCUAGUCGCUAACCAGCGUCAAUUUUUCAAAACCGGAGGAACGCAAUGUUUAAAGGCACGACGCGAAACAUUACUAACAUUGAAAAAAAUGCUCGAGGGCCAUAGCGAGGAAAUCAAAGAGGCAAUUUAUAGCGACCUACGUAGGGACGCUACAAACGAAAUAGCCAACGCGAAAAGAGAGGUUGACGAUUUGCUGGAACACCUGGAAGAAUGGAAUGCUCCUAAAAAGGUCGAAACACCCUCAGAAUUGUCCGCUGAAGAUGAUUUAUUCAGCAUUCCGGAACCAUUGGGAGUUGUGCUUGUGAUAGCUCCAUGGAAUUUCCCCUUGAUCACCUCAAUGCCAUUCGCAUCGGCCUUGGCUGGAGGUAACACUGUCAUUCUGAAGCUGUCAGAGUUCGCGCCAACUUUUUCAUCUGUGUUUUCGGGUUUGGUCACCAAGUACUUUGACAAGAAAUUAUUCGCAGCCGUUGAAGGUGCUAUACCUGAGACGACAGCAUUGCUCGAAGAACGAUUUGAUCACAUUCUCUACACCGGUAAUCCAACUGUGGCCAGGGUAAUCAUGGCGGCUGCGGCGAAAAAUCUUACCCCUGUCACACUCGAGCUUGGAGGAAAGAACCCCGUUCUUGUCGAACCUGAUGCAGAUUUGGAAGAUGCCGCUAAAAAGAUCGUCUUCUCAAAAACACUAAAUUGCGGGCAAAUUUGUUUGUCAUCAGAUUACGUUCUUACCACGGAAGAGGUGAAGCCAAAGCUGGUGGAUGCUUUGGCUAAAGCGUUCAGUUCCAUGGAGCCACUGAAGAAGAAUAAGAACUUUUCUCGCAUUGUCAAUGAAAAGCAUUUUGACCGGCUUAAUUCUCUGCUAUCUAACACGAAAGGACGCAUCGCCUAUAAAGCUAGUGGGGAACCAGAUCGUAAGGAUAGAUUUAUACCCCCUCAUGUGGUCGAAAUUGAGAAAGACGAUGAUUUCUUGAAGGAAGAGAUUUUCGGUCCAUUUUUGCCUAUCUUGACUGUGAAGUCGUUUGACGAAGCAGUUGAAUUCGUGAAAGAUCACGAAAAACCACUUGGCGCUUAUCUGUUCACCAAGGAUGCGGAGAAGGCAAAGCGCUUCUUGAAAGAAACAUCUAGCGGUGGUGCAACGGUCAACGACGUGAUGAGUCAUGCUUUCGUGAGCACUCUCCCCUUCGGUGGAGUUGGCAACAGCGGCAUGGGACAAAUCGGGCACAAAUUCGGUUUCGAUACUUUCGUGCAUUACAAACCAGUUCUCAUUAGAAAGGACAUCGGAAAAAGUCUUGCAAAUAAACUGUAAUAAGUUCUGACAAGAGUAUAAAUAUAUUUUUCUCA
This is a messenger RNA of Cylicocyclus nassatus, 1386 nucleotides long. The record is from the annotation of a GenBank genome assembly. NCBI's taxonomy places the organism in Eukaryota, Metazoa, Nematoda, Chromadorea, Rhabditida, Strongylidae.